This is a messenger RNA of Symbiodinium sp. CCMP2592, 5055 nucleotides long. The record is from the annotation of a GenBank genome assembly. NCBI's taxonomy places the organism in Eukaryota, Dinophyceae, Suessiales, Symbiodiniaceae.
AUGCAGUCGAGCACAGUGGGCACAGCAAACAACUUUUGUGAUGACUUGGCCGCCGCGGUCCCAAAUCCGCGGGCUGCAGAAGAGAGGCCUAACAUGGGCAUUUCAGCUGGCAGCAGAGACGAGGGUUUGGAGCUCGUGCACGGGGCUCCUGGGAGCGACAGGACAGCGAUGGUAAGAGUCGGCACUUCAGUCGCGAAACAUUGUGCAUCAGGCCUUAACAGCUUCACUUUAUCAUUUGCGAGAAAACGCUCCUACAAACGUGCCUUGAACAGGGCAGAGGCGAACGGCAGUGCUUGGUACAGGGGUCAAUGGCUCAGCUUGGCAACUCUUCGCAAGUCCUAUGUGUCCAAUCGUGUGACCACAGCGGGUGAUCCUCAGCCUAUGCCAGCAAUAAGCAGGCCACCAUGCAAAAAUGGAUCCAGAUUUUCAUUGCGGGCAUUUUCCUGGAAUUGUGGCGGGCUCAACAACCUCAAAGAUGAGCUGCGUACCUGGCUUAAAGUACAUGGCAGUGAUUACAGCAUAGUUCUUCUGCAAGAGACUUGGUAUCGAUCGGACAUGGAUUUUCUUGACAGGGGAUGGAUCUGCAUCAACUCGGGCAUCGGUGAGGGGGCUGCUAGAGCUCAUGCAGGCGUCAUGGUUUUACUUCGCAAAGAUGUCUUUGAUCAGACCCAUGUUCGCUUUCACCAUGUCGUUCCAGGCAGAGUGCUUCACGUGCAGGCGCUGUGCAAAGGAGGCUGGGUAAACGUGGUCAACAUCUAUCAGUACAGCUGGGGCUUAGCAACGGAGCAGGAGAAAUUGAUCACCAAGCGGGCAUCGAUUUGGGCGGAGGUCAGGGACACCCUUGGUCAGGUACCCAAAGGUCACUUUCUCAUCGCAGGAGGUGACUUGAACACGACAGCCAAGCCAUUGCAUCCUUGGAUAGGUCGUGGCAUGCUGCAGAAAGAGCAGACCUCUCCGGACGUCGAGUGCUUGGAGCAGCUGGUUCAAGACUUUCAGUUGCAGGCUGUGAACACUUUUGGUAGGCCCACGACAUUCUCCUACGUCCACGAGGGAUACAAGGUCCCUCGCAAGUCGUUUGUUGAUUACUUGUUGCUACGCCGGGGUCAGUCGGGGACGUCUUCAGCAUCUCUCCUUUCGAGUUUUGAGGUCGGCAGGUGGAGAGAAGGAGGGCGGCACUUGCCCACCAUUGUGGCUGUCACCCUCAGGCCAUAUCUUCAUCAAGUUCGCAAGGCUCCCCGAGAAUGGCCGGUGUGGAAGUGCAAAUUACUGCAACAGGCGGUGAAGGACCACCCGGAGAAGGCGGCCGAGUUCAAGGCCGCGGUUCAGGAGAGAUUGGAGGCGGAGAUCGAGUAUCAACCGCAGCAUCUCAAUGAUCUCCUGUUACAGGUGGGGAAACAGGUCUUCGACAUCCAGCGCCCGCGAGUGCAGCCGCCGGCUUGGACAUCAGAUGAGCACACCAACUUGAUCAAGCGGAUGUGGUCACACUAUAGGAUUAUGAAGCGCAGGCGAUGCCUUCCGGGUACGCGUGCCAUCUUGCAGGCUUGGAGUUCUCAAGUAGCAUUUCUUCGAUUGCACAGGGCGGUUCAGAAGCAUAGCCGGCAGCUCCGACGAUCCCAUUUUGAUCAGUUGCUGGCAGCGGCAGAGCGGUGUGAUCAGGUGGACGGAGCCUCGACCACUUUUACUUUGAUCAAGAAGUGGGCACCUAAACAGGCUAAGAAGAGAACCCAGCUGCGAUCAUCCACCGGCAGACUCCUCUGCCCGGCUGAGGAGGUCCGGGAACUUGCGACGUUUUGGAAGGAGAUCUGCGCGGGCAGUGAUGGGCAGGCUCCGCCCAGUCAUCAGCCACGGCAUGCGUACCAUGUGUCACGGGAGGAACUUCUUCAUGCUCUGCGGUCGCUCAAGGGCAACAAAGCAGCACCGGCUCAUUGUGCGCCACACGCGAUGUGGCAACUUGCCGCAGAACCUGUUGCCGAGUUCAUGGAUGUGCAGGUUCUCAGCCGGUGGCGCAAUGAGGUGGCCGAGGUCUUUGAGGAUUGGUCGGCAUCCUGGCUCACCUUCUUAAACAAAGCCAAUAAACCGGGAAACAAACCCGGGGAUCUCAGGCCGAUCUCCUUGUUGGAGCCGGCAGGGAAGGCUAUGAGCGGCAUCAUCAAACAGCACUUGAUGCCCUUCCUGCAGCCGUGGAUCGAGGACAGACAUCUUUUCGGGUACUUGCCCAACCGCUCGCCGCAGCAGGCACUGAGCAUCGUGUACCGGCAUUGUGCCGAUGCCCGGGCUCGGGCGAAAGCGCAGGGCCGAGAUGUGUAUGCAAUCCGUCAAGGGCAUCGGCGAGGGGGAUGUGCAGGUGGAUUGCAAGUGAGCAUUGAUUUCACCCAGGCCUUCGACCGGGCCAGCCGUGCUUUGCUCAACUCAGCCCUGAAGUUUCUAAAGGUUCCGGACAGUCUACGAUGCUUGAUUAUGCAGUGGGUUGAGACCACUACUUUUCAUGUCAUACAGGACGAUGCGGAAGCCAAGUUCUCCUCCAGCCGGGGGAUAAGACAAGGCUGUCGGUUAUCGCCCUCAUUGUGGAUAUGUGUCUCGGUGUACUUGUUGCAUCUACUUGAGCAGGCGAUGGGAUCCCAUUGGUGCAACGAUCAUUUGGUGGGGUUUGCGGAUGACACUCACCUCAGAUGGGAUAUCCAUGAUGCCGCACAACUUCAUCAGGCUAUGGCACAAGCGCAUCGUGUAUUGCAGAUCUUGGAGCAGGCGGGUCUCAAACUGAGCAGGGACAAAACAGUCUGUCUUCUGCGUGUCGAAGGGGUUCAAGCUCCACACAUCAAGCGGAAACUUAUCGAGAAGACCAAGGACGGCCGAGUGCUCAAAUUAAGUCCGGAAUACGUACUGCCGCUCAAAGCAGAUCACAUUUAUUUAGGUGCGUGCAUCACCUAUGGUGACUUUGAGCACAAGAACAUGCAGCAUCGAGUCCAUGCAGGUAAGGUUGCAUUUCAAAGAGUUCGCAAGUUUCUUAUGGCCGACAAGGCAGCCAACAUGCAGAAACGACUUCGGCUAUGGAAGGCCAUUGUCAUCCCGACAGUCAUGUACUCAAUCACUGCUUCCGGUGUUCUUCCCAAGGGCUUCGAUGUACUACGAGUCAUGUUGACCAAGCAAGCGCGGGCCAUCGCGCGCAGCCCCAGACACAGGCUGGGGGGUGAAUCCGGAGAGGAGGUCAUCACUGAAGCUGACGCAGUCUUCUGGCACAAGGUGGGCAUGGAUACUCCUGAGCAGAUGGUGCAGAAACGAUUACAGGCAGCGGUGGACCGAACCAAGGCAUUGGCACGCCUCCUGACGCCACAGGAUGUACGCAUCAGUCCGGUUGUUCGAGAGUGGGAGCAGGCCAUGCUGCAGCAGUUUCAGGACCGUUGCAUUCAGAAAGACGAUGCCACUUGUGUUCACACAUGUGAUGUUUGCCACGCGGAGUUCGGUGACUACGGCUCUUUACGGGCCCACAAGGCGAAGAUGCAUAGUGCAGAGAGACGGAAGACGGAGGCGCAAGCCUUUGACAGGCAACGCCACGGAGUGGACGGCAUGCCGACAUGUUCCAUGUGUGGCCACAAAUUUCUGCGGUGGGCUGAUUUGCAGAAGCAUGUUUCCGGGAACUUUUGUCAAAAGAGCUCCCCCGAUACCGAGGUGGACACCACGGUUGAGUUGGCCUCGGCCAAGACCUCGCUCUGGGACCAGGCCCGGGAGGGCACUCUCCAGCUCGAUGACAUCCGACUGGACAUGAUCUCCGAGGAGCUCCGACAGGAGUUACUUCAGCAUUGUGCACUGUGCCGGCAAUGGCAGCCUGACCCCAAGUACAUCAAGCAACAUUGGAAGCGAGUUCACAAGCAGGAAAUGCAGACACACGAGGCCCACACGUUGCAAUGGAGGCGAGCUACUUUCGCACGCAUCACAGGUACAUGCGAAUGGUGCAACCGAGCGGUGCCCAAAGGUGCGAUUCACUCUGAUUCGUGCCCAGUGUUGUUCCAACUUUCCAUGAUUCGGUCGAUGGGGCUUGCAGCUUCAGGCGGAGUUGUCGCCGCUGUGAGCGAUGAGCCCGAGACCACAACCACGAUCAUGGCGAGCAUGACUACCAACGAGGACCAGUUCAUGGACAUCUUCGGGGCGACGAUGCCGGCACUGCGGGACAUGAUGCCAAAGCGAGCCGCCGAGCAAACCGAGCAGACCGGCUCCAACAAGAGGCCGCAUCUGGAGGUGACCAGGCCCACCAAGGGCAAAGGUUGGGGAAAGGGCCGGGGCAAUCGCUCCGGCAACGGCUGGGGAAACCGAUGGAACAGCUCGACGCCGGCACAGGCACCAUCCACGGUUUCUUUAGAAGAUCUUCAACAAAUGAUGCACAUGGUGGCAAGGCUCCUCGUUCAACAGGACAACGAACUCCAGAUGCUCAAGAUGGACAAGCAAUUCCUGCUUCACUUCGAGACGGGACCUCAGGGCAUGGUUCACCUGUUUUGGGAAGCGGCACAGGUCUGGAAGAAGGCCAGGGAAGCCCAGCCCCCGACAGUGGACAAAUCGUUGCGAGUCACCUUGAUUCUAUGCAUGAUGAUGGAGCUGGAAGGUCGCUUGACAAAGAUGAUGGUGCACGAGCAGACGAAGGACAACAUGAUCAAGCAUGGCUGGCUCACCACAAUACUGGGACAGCCGGCGUGGCCGUACAUGAUCUGGACGGGAAACAAGUUGGAGCUCGACUCCAGCAAAGCGGCAAUCCCACACAGCGAGAUGACAGAGAUCAUUCGGGAGAUCAAGCAGGCACUCCUCGACAAAGCCGGGGAGCUGGUGCACAAGUUCCACAGUGUGCGUCCGCUAGCAGAGCAGAUGGAAGGCGACACAUUGCCCUUCCUGCUGUCAAUCAGCACGCGAGGGGCCUUGGCAGAUCGGACGUUCGAGCUCUUUCGCAAGCUGGAGGGCAACACAGUGCUUCGAGUCGUAGGCGCUCGCCUCAGAGGCGAACGCCUCAAAAGGCAACCCCUGAUGAGCCAGUUGAUGGAGGCGAUGUCGCAGCUUCAAGUGAGCCCGUGA